CUGGGUUCGUAUACCCUUUCCCUCUCACCAAAGAAAGUACCAACUUAUUAGUUUGCAUGAUUUGAGUUUUUGUAGACUAGUUGGGCAACUAACCAAUGUCAUUACCUGCUUUAAACCAAAUAGCUGGAGGGUGGGAGGAUGGAAAUCGCAUAGCCUGCUCUAGUUGAUGAGAACCACCCUCAAUCCACUGACUCCUCUCCGCAUCAUCAUCAAGGCCCGACACCCUUUCCCCAUCCCCAUCUCCUCCCCAAACUUCCUCCUCCGAUCCUCCUCCAACUUCCGGCCAGAACUGACCGACGACGACGCCGCCUUGGUCCGCGUCCUCGACGAAUGCCAGUCCCCUCACUCCCUCCCGGCCCUCCGCGAUCUCCACUCCCGCCUCCUCGACCGCGGCGUCGCCUCCCACCCCUCCGUCCAGAUCAAGCUCAUGCGCGCCUACGCCGCCUGUGGAGACCCGGCACGCGCCCGCCGCGUCUUCGACGGCGCCUCCGCCAACGCCACCAUCUUCUUCAACGUCAUGAUCCGGAGCUACGUUACCCACGGCCUCCACCGCGAAGCCCUCCUCCUCUUCUCCCAGAUGGUUCGUCUCCACCGUGCGAAGCCCGACCAUUAUACCUUCCCCUGCGCCCUCAAGGCCUGCUCGGACUCCGAGAACCUCCAAGGCGGCCUCCAGAUCCACGGCGCCGUCGCCAAGAUUGGCCUCGAUGCCAACCUCUUCGUGGGGAACACGCUUAUCACUCUGUACUCCAAGUGCGGCCGUUCCGAUGACGCGUUCCGAUUGUUCGGUGAAAUGUCACACAGGGAUGUUGUCUCUUGGAAUGCGAUGAUUGCCGGGUACGCGCAGAACGGCCAAUUUGAACGGGCUAUUGAGGCCUGUAAGGAGAUGGUGGCCGUCGGGAGGCCGAGGCCUGAUGCUGGCACCAUGGCAAGCAUCCUUCCGGCUUUGUCGAACAGUGAGCGGACCAAUGUCGAGUUCGCGCGUAAGAUGUUCGAUGAAAUGCCUAGGAAAGGAUUGGUUUCUUGGAAUGCCAUGAUUGCAAUCUAUGCAAACAACUCCAUGGCGGCGGAAGCAGUGGAGCUCUUCUUGCUGAUGGAGAAGGAAGGAGUAGAACCCGAUGCAGUUACAUUUGCCAGUGUUCUUCCUUCUUGUGGGGAGGUGUCAGCUCUCUCGGUGGGAAUUCGGAUUCAUGAGUUCAUCAAAAGGAAGAGAAUGUGCCCAAAUCUGGUGCUCGAGAAUUCACUGGUGGACAUGUAUGCUAACUGUGGAUGCCUGAAGACUUCAAGAGAGGUUUUUGAUGGUAUGAAGGGUAGGGACGUUGUGUCCUGGACUUCUAUUAUUGCAGCAUAUGGUAUGCAUGGAAAUGGCAGAGAAGCCAUUAGCUUCUUCGAACAGAUGCAAGAAUCCGGACUAAAACCCGACCACAUAGCCUUUGUUUCGGUCCUUGCAGCUUGCAGCCAUGCAGGCCUUUUGGAUGAAGGAAGAUAUUACUUUAAGCGUAUGCAAGAUCAGUAUCAGAUGAUUCCAAGACUCGAGCACUUUGCUUGCAUGGUGGACCUCCUCGGCCGUUCUGGCUGCAUUGAAGAAGCUUAUGCUUUCAUCAGACAGAUGCCCAUGGAGCCAAAUGAGAGAGUGUGGGGAGCUUUGUUGGGUGCUUGUCGUCUUCACUCUAAUAUGUCUGUUGGGUUGGUGGCAGCAGAUAAUUUGCUCAGGUUGGUUCCAGAUCAAGCUGGGUAUUAUGUUCUAUUAUCCAAUAUUUAUGCAAGAGCUGGUAAAUGGGAGGAUGUGAUGUCAGUGAGGAGCAUCAUGGUGAGCAAAGGGAUCAAGAAGAUGCCAGGUUGUAGCAAUGUGGAACUCAGGAAUAGGGUUCAUACCUUUCAUGUGGGAGAUAGGUCACAUCCUCAGUCUAAGGAGAUGUAUGCAAAAUUGGAUGUCUUGAUGGGGAGGAUGAAGGAGUUAGGUUAUGUUGCUGAGACUGAAGCAGCUCUUCACGAUGUGGAGGAGGAAGACAAGGAGGGCCAUUUGUCUAUGCACAGCGAAAAGCUCGCGAUUGCAUUUGCAUUAAUAAAUACCGGUCCAGAAAUACCUAUCAGGAUCAAGAUGAACCUCCGGAUGUGUGGAGAUUGCCAUCAUGCUGCCAAGUUCAUUUCAAGUAUCACCGGGCGUGAGAUUAUCCUCAGGGACACGAAUAGGUUUCAUCAUUUUGAGCAUGGCAUUUGCUCAUGUGGUGAUUACUGGUGAUUGCCCAGCUUGAUUCAUGAACUGUAUUUAUUAUUUACUGGAACAUUUCAAUCGAUGAUCUAAAUUUUUAUAAUGAAGUUCAUGUCGUGAGCUGGCAAUCUCAGAGACGUUUGAAUGGAUAUUUUGAUCAGACCAGCAUAGGCUAUAGCAUGCAGGAUCCGUUUUAGUGCAUAACAAAUGUUGCAUAAAGUAAGAAGAACCAAGAAACAUCCAGACGAGUCUUCAUUCCGACUUCUUAGAUGUGCUUCUUUUGGAUCGAAUGAAGCAUCAAUCAUCCACUGGCCUCGAGGCAAGCUGGUUGGAGGUCGCUGGCCAAAAGCGGUCCCAACUGCAAGUUAUUUGUGGUGAAGCGAGCGACAGAAUCUCCAAGACCACUAGAUAGAAAAGAUGUGGUUAGGAGUGUUAGGAGUUGAUAAGAGGAGGGUGAGGAGCUCCACCAUGUGCUGAUGAGUUGUACAAGCUUUUUGAUCAAAGAAACAUUAUAUAAGCUAGCCCAAAGGCUAUUAUGUUGCCCAACCCACUACUACCUAGGUCAAGAGUUACUGCCGUUUGGUUUGCGGGAAGAGCUUUUCUUCCCAGGGGUCAAGGAGCAACCAGGACAAUUGGGAUGUCUUGGUUCAAGAGAGAACCCGUGUUUUGCACCUAUACCAGGCAGGACAUGCCGGGACCGUGAGGACAUGAAUCCUUGAUUGUAACUAAUAGAGAAAUUACGAAUUGAACAAGGGCCAAGUGGUGAAUAGGUACAUGACUUCUAUGAGCUGGAUAAAAUGGUGGAAGCUUUUCACGUUCAAACAUACAAUUUUCCUUUGUUCA
Messenger RNA from Elaeis guineensis (African oil palm), 3052 nucleotides. Its product is annotated as putative pentatricopeptide repeat-containing protein At3g49142. Gene Ontology annotation, molecular function: RNA binding; protein binding; zinc ion binding. Lineage: Eukaryota; Viridiplantae; Streptophyta; Magnoliopsida; Arecales; Arecaceae. Gene Ontology annotation, biological process: RNA modification. The record is from RefSeq and is a predicted model, not a curated record.